AAAAUAGCCUGAAAAUGUGUGUGUUUGAUAAACCACUUUAUAGACCUCAGCUCAUCACACUAGUGUGUGUGUAUGUGGAUGGGAACGUGAUCAGCUGUGGUGAAAGAGGAGCUGUCCAAUCAGGCAGUCAUGGGACAGAAGAACGUCCAUCCUAAGAUUUUCCCUGGGGACAUUGUGGAGUAUCGCAGGAAUAAGUACUUCUCCCACUUUGGAAUUUAUUAUGGAGAAAGAGAUGGUGUUCCCUACGUGGCUCAUCUCACGUGCAGAGACUCCGAUGCAAAGAUGCUGAUGUUUGGACGAGCCAUGAGGUCAGAGGUCAAACUGGACCCUUUGGAGGUGGUGGGAUGCAAAUACAAGGUGAACAACAUGCUGGACGGGGCCUUGCCUGCAAGGGACUACCACACCGUGGUGAAGCCCGCCAUCGACGACCUACUGGGCAAGGAGAUCACCUUCGACAUCCUGUUUCACAACAGCGAGCACCAGGCCACCCUCCUGAGAUACGGAGUCAAGAAGUCUGAACAGAUUGAAAGAGUCUACAAACACAUCAUGCCAGCAUGGAAGGACCUGUUUAGGAAGAAUAAGCUUUAACACCAGUGAUGCCCAAUUCUGCAGUACUAUCUUAUAGCCAGCAGGUGGCAGCAGAAACCCUCUGCUGAUAUUUAAGAUACAAUGAAUGUCAGAAUGUAUUUCACUCAUUUCACCUGUUACAUCUAAAUAGAUUCAUGGUGAAACGUGAGCAGUGAAUAAAAGACAGUUGAAAUGUGAUUUUUAAACUGUGCAGUUUACACUUUACUUAUACACAGCUUUAUGUAGGCAAUUUCUCCACUAGGGUCAAUCAUCUUUUCCUCUCUGUCUCUGUCCCUCCCUCCCAGCCUCCCUCUUUUUCCGUCUCUCUCUCUCUCUCUCUCUCUCUCUCUCUCUCUCUCUCUCUCUCUCUCUCUCUCUCUCUCUCUCUCUGUGUGUCUCUCUCUCCCUUUGUCGCUCAGUAGACAUGAGCAGAGACAGUUCUGACCCUCAUGAGCAGAGUGAUAAACCUUCAUACUGACAAUUAAACUCCACCCAGCUUUCCCUUAAACAUUACUGUUCUGAACACACACACACACACACACUUUCAUUGCAAUAUUUUUUUGGCUACUGAUUUAAUAGAGCCAUCCCUCUUAGCCUUUUGUUCAAAUUUGGAACCUUAUAGUCACAUGUACAUACAGUGUAUGAUCUGUAGUCAGGCCAAUGAACCAACAUUAUGUCUACUUGCAAUAACGUUUUUUUAUUUUAUUUUAGGUAAAUCAGUUGUCAGGAUACUGUUUUAUUAUUAUUUUGUAAUAAAAAUAUAAAGAACAAG
Osmerus eperlanus (European smelt) is the source of this 1339-nucleotide messenger RNA. It is a transcript of the gene plaat1l, whose product is annotated as phospholipase A and acyltransferase 1-like. The record is from RefSeq and is a predicted model, not a curated record. Lineage: Eukaryota; Metazoa; Chordata; Actinopteri; Osmeriformes; Osmeridae. Gene Ontology annotation, biological process: N-acylphosphatidylethanolamine metabolic process. Bases 130 to 588 code for a protein of 152 amino acids. Gene Ontology annotation, molecular function: glycerophospholipid phospholipase A1 activity; A2-type glycerophospholipase activity. Gene Ontology annotation, cellular component: cytoplasm. The transcript has 5 exons.